Alosa alosa (allis shad) is the source of this 7904-nucleotide messenger RNA. RefSeq names its product myosin IXAa (gene myo9aa). The record is from RefSeq and is a predicted model, not a curated record. The transcript has 37 exons. Gene Ontology annotation, cellular component: myosin complex. Gene Ontology annotation, biological process: intracellular signal transduction. NCBI's taxonomy places the organism in Eukaryota, Metazoa, Chordata, Actinopteri, Clupeiformes, Clupeidae. Bases 1 to 6552 code for a protein of 2183 amino acids. Gene Ontology annotation, molecular function: microfilament motor activity; GTPase activator activity; ATP binding.
AUGUACCAGAGUUUGGUAUACAGGGUUCGAGAGGAGACGCUCUUCGAGGCUCUGACCACCCGGAAGACCGUGACCGUGGGGGAGAAACUGAUUGUGCCAUACAAGCUGGCUGAGGCUGGCACAGUACGGGACUCCAUGGCCAAGUCUCUGUACAGCGCCCUGUUUGACUGGAUAGUGUUCAGGAUCAAUCACGCACUGCUCAACGCCCGGGAUCUGGAGGAGUCCACAGAGAUCCUGUCCAUUGGUGUUCUUGAUAUCUUUGGGUUUGAAGACUACGAGAACAACAGCUUCGAACAGUUCUGCAUCAACUUUGCCAACGAGCGGCUUCAGCACUACUUCAAUCAACACAUUUUUAAGCUUGAACAGGAAGAGUAUCGGGCGGAGGGCAUCACCUGGCACAACAUCGACUACAUUGACAACACCAGCUGCAUCCACCUCAUCAGCAGGAAACCCACAGGACUGCUCCACCUACUGGACGAGGAGUGCAACUUCCCGCAAGCGACCAACCAGACGCUGCUGGAUAAGUUCAAGCGGCAGCAUGAAGGGAACAGCUACAUUGACUUCCCAGCCGUCAUGGAGCCCGCAUUCAUCAUCCGCCACUACGCCGGCAGGGUCAAGUACCGGGUGAAGGACUUCAGGGAGAAGAACACGGACCACAUGCGGCCCGACAUCGUGGCUCUGCUGAAGAGCAGCAAGAACGCCUUCAUCGGCGGGCUGAUCGGGAUCCACCCUGUGGCUACCUUCCGCUGGGCCGUGCUGCGGGCCUACUUCAGGGCAGUGGUGGCCUUCCGCAUGGCCGGCAAGAGAUACGUGGAGAAGAAGGGUGGGCAUGAUGAUUCGGCUCCAUGUGCAGUGUUGAAAAGUGUGGAUAGUUUUAGCUUUCUGCAUCAUCCUGUGCAUCAGAGAAGCUUAGAGAUCCUGCAGAGGUGCAAAGAGGAGAAGCACAGCAUGACCAGAAAGAGUCCACGCACGCCUCUCUCUGACCUGCAGGGCAGCAACACGCUACACGACAGACCGCCACGGGAGGGCUGGAACGGUCGGUCUCCGAUGCAGAGUCGCCUGUCCUCCACCGGCUCUGGCGGCUCGGAAGAAGACGGCAUCUUUGUCAACUCCACCAGCAGCAAACUCCUGGAACGAGCCCAUGGCAUCCUCAUGAGGAAUAAGAACUACAAGAUGAAGCCAAGUCUUCCAAAGCAUCUGCUGGAUGUGAAGUCUCUCAAGUACCUGAGCAAUCUCACACUGCAAGACCGCAUCACCAAAUCCCUCCUGCACCUUCACAAGAAGAAGAAGCCACCUAGCAUCAGUGCCCAGUUCCAGGUGUCUCUUAAUAAACUGAUGGAGACCCUGGGCCAGUCCGAGCCCUACUUUGUUAAAUGCAUCCGUUCAAACGCAGAGAAGCUUCCCCUGCGAUUCAAUGAUGUCCUUGUCCUGAGGCAGCUACGGUACACAGGCAUGCUGGAGACGGUGCGCAUCAGACAAUCAGGAUAUCCUAUCAAGUACACUUUCCAGGACUUUGCUCGCCAUUUCCAUGUGCUGUUACCGGAGGGAUCCCACACCACCCAAGAAAGCAUCAAAAACGUCCUAUGCCAAGCAGACUUCGCCCCUGAUACCUUUCAAGUGGGACACUCAAUGGUGUUCUUGCGAGAGGCUGAAAGGCAGCGGCUGCAGGACAUGCUCCACCAGGAGGUGUUGCAGCGGAUCGUGGCCCUUCAGCGCCGUCUCCGAGCCACACUGGAGAGAAGGCACUACCUCAAGAUGAGACAGGCGGCUUCCCUCCUCCAGCAAUGGUGGCGGGAAUGCCUGUCGAGGCAGGCUGAGGAGGAAGAUGAGGAAGAGGAGGAUGACCCAGCUGUCCAGCAGGAGGCAGCGGUUUGCCUGCAGGCAGCUUGGAGAGGCUACAGGGAGCGUAGGAGGCUCCUCCUCUGGAGACGAGCAUCCUUGACCAUCCAGAGGAGCUGGCGGCAGUGCCGUCACAGGAGAGCGGAAGCAGCCUGCGUCAUUCAGGCCGCCUGGCGCGGCCACAGGGAGCGGGAGAGCUACCGCAGGCUGCAGCGCUCAGUGCUGCUCAUUCAAGCUGCCAGCAGGGGAUUUUUGGCAAGGCAGAGAUUCAGAGACUUGAAAGAACAGAAGUUAAAAGAGGCUGAGCUGCUGAAUGGACAGACGGGCCCCACACCAGAGGAGGAGAAGUUGAGGAUCAUGGGCCUGGACCUUAGCACUUGGGAGGACCGUUCAUGCGAGGAGAGGGAGAGAAGCCUUCAGAGACUCAACAGUGGCGCUGAGAUCUCAUUGGAUCCCUCGGAAGAAGCACAGGAAGUAAGCGUUUCAGAGCUGACCAGAAGCGAAGGUGCUGCGCCGAGGAGCCCGUUGCAUAGCGUCGCCGUCAGAGACAGGGCAAAGACCCUCGACCAGGACUCCAACCAGAAGACAAGAGCCAAACGAGAAAGCCGCAGGAUGAGAGAGCUGGAGCAGGCCAAAUUCAGCCUGGAGCUGCUCAAAGUCCGCUCCACUGGUGGGGCAUCUCCAUCCGAGGAGCGACGCUGGUCUACAGAGCUGACCAUGGUCGAGACGGGCGGUCUCCACUCCCCUCAGGGUACACCCGACAGUCAGAGUUCGAAGGGCAGCUUUGAGAUACUCAACAUGGAGGAGUGCCUCAAAGAGAGGCCAACUUCAAGAACAGACGCUCUCAUUGAAGAAGCUCCUACAUCUCCGUCCUUAGGACCUCCAGAGCAACCUGAGGUCUAUCCCAUGAGCCCUCAGUCCGCCAACCCUCCAGAGACACCAGUGCCUGAUGUCCCCUCCAGCAGUCCAGCGAAAGCAGAACCUGCCAGCCCACCUGCAGUCAUCCCCAAGGUGGAGAACUACCUCCCAACGUUCUACGUCCCCUCUGCAGACAGCAGCAAUUCCGCCGUCCCCAAACCACAGACUCCGGGGAAGACCCUGAAGGAAAGAAGAGAGUCUUCCCGCAGGCCUGUGGUAGUAUUGAUCAGCAUGCAGAAGGAGACCGUCCUAGAAGAACCGAUGCCUCCCGAAGUCAAGGACAGCUCCAUGCAGACCAGCGAGCCCCCGAGUCCGCUGCAGGUGGACGGCAAUGAGAACCUGCAGCCGGUGUCUGUUCUGGAGAAGCUGGAGAAGCUGAACGAGGAGAAGGAGGAACGGCAGAAGCAGCAGCAACAGCAGCAGGAGAAGGAGAUGAUGCAGCAGAUCCGACAGCAGAAGGAGGCUCUGGAGAGGCAGCGCAAGCAGAUUGCACAGAUCGAGCGGGAGAGGUUCGAGAAGCAACGGGACGAGGCCCAACAGAAGAUCGAGCAGAGCAGGCAGGUGGUUCAAGUCCCGGAAUGGGACAGGAAGGAGUUCCUCGAGGGGAAACCAGUGAGGCCCGCCUCCCUGAAUGUUGGUCAAGUCCGAGCUCCAAAGGCCGAGCCAGAAGUUGUAACCCUCCCAGAGCCCACCGCACAGUUGCCCCCUGCAUCUCAAAACCAGGGUAAAAGCGUGGCCCCAUUCUCCACUGUAAGAGAACGACCAAGGGAUCGAAGGACUAUGCCAGAAGGAUGGGCGCCUAAGCUUACGCUGGAAUCACGAGAUGGCACUAGAGGAAGGGCGCAGAGGAAGGCUGCUACGCAGAGUGUUAACAUUAACAUGACGGAGAGGUCAUCUGGAAACAUGUUCUUCUCCCCUAAGGAUAGGGUCUCCUUCUCCAAGUUUGACAAAGAUUCUGUCAGCCAGGAGAGGUCUGCAGCAAGUCUAAAGGAAACAUCAUCUGGUUUCAGAGCCAAAGAAAUGAAAGGACGAGAGGUUGGUAUACCCGUCCAUAGAAAGAAAGCCCGCAUGGCGCGGACACGUUCUGAUUUCCUCACCCGGGGACCCACCCCACAGGGGGAGGGUCAUUCGGAUGAAGACGAGUGCGAUGACCCCCCUCUCUCCCCCGGCCUGCCCCUGUCCGGCGAGCAGGAGGCCGAGGAGGGGGCCGCAGCGGCGGACACGAGUCACAGUGACUCAGAAAUGCCUUCCAUCGGCUCUGAAGACCAAAAACGGUUGCAUAAAGUCUUGUCAGCUGGAGAGUUGGGCAAAGCGGAUUCUCUGAGGAAAAACUCUGGAGAUGGAAGGGUACGAGGGAAGAUGCGUUUCUGGGGUAAGGGGAAGCAAGGCGACAAAAAGCCCUCCAGAGACCGGCUGGUGUGUGGGGCUGAUACACUUGAAGGGGACUAUGCUGAUACUGGCCUUCUACUAGGAGGUGGAGACUUCCUUUCUCCUCCACGCAGUCCUGAUCUGACGCUGGAGCGGGGCCGAGACUGUAAGGAGAACAAGGAGCCGUCGCCCAAGGUGAAGCGGAGACGCAGCGUGAAGAUCAGCAGUGUUGCCCUGGAAUCCGCUCAGUGGCAGAACGACUCUCUGCAGAUCCUUACCUGUGCCUCUGACUACAAGACCAUGAAUGAGUUUCUUAUGAAGAAGAUUAAUGACCUUGACACUGAAGACAGUAAGAAGGACACUUUGGUGGAUGUUGUGUUCAAAAAGGCACUGAAGGAAUUCCGUCUGAAUAUCUUCAACUCCUACUCUACUGCCUUAGCCAUGGAUGAUGGGAAGAGUAUCCGCUACAAGGACCUGUACGCACUCUUUGAGCAGAUCCUGGAGAAGACCAUGCGACAGGAGCAGAGGGACUGGAGUGAGUCUCCUGUGAAGGUGUGGGUGAACACUUUCAAAGUCUUCUUGGAUGAGUUCAUGACGGAAUACAAGCCACUAGAGAGCACCUUAACCAAGGCACCAAAGCCUGACCGCAAAAAAAGAAGGAAAAAGGACGCUGAUAUAGUGGAAGAGCACAACGGGCACAUUUUUAAGUCCACCCAGUAUAGCAUCCCCACCUACUGCGAGUACUGUUCCUCCCUCAUCUGGAUGAUGGACCGGGCCUGUGUCUGCAAACUGUGCCGGUAUGCCUGUCACAGGAAGUGUUGUGCCAAGACGACAACCAAAUGCAGCAAGAAGUUUGACCCAGAGUUGUCUUCGAGGCAGUUUGGUGUUGAGGUGUCUCGUUUGACCAAUGACGAGCGAACUGUGCCCCUUGUGGUGGAGAAGCUCAUCAACUACAUAGAGAUGCACGGCCUCUACACGGAGGGCAUUUACAGGAAGUCGGGCUCAACCAAUAAGAUCAAGGAGCUGAAACUGGGACUGGACACGGAUGUGAGCAGCACAAACCUGGACGACUACAACAUCCAUGUCAUAGCCAGCGUGUUCAAGCAGUGGCUGCGUGACCUGCCCAAUCCGCUCAUGACCUUUGAGCUGUACGAGGAGUUCCUCCGAGCCAUGGGUUUGCAGGAUAAGAAAGAAACGAUCAGGGGUGUGUACGGUGUGAUCGAUCAGUUGAGCAGGACUCACCUCAACACACUGGAACGCCUCAUCUUCCACCUGGUCAGGAUCGCGCUGCAGGAAGACACCAACCGCAUGUCUGCCAACGCCCUCGCCAUUGUCUUUGCCCCCUGCAUCCUGCGCUGCCCCGACACCAUCGACCCACUGCAGAGUGUGCAGGACAUCAGCAAAACCACGGCGUGUGUGGAGCUAAUCAUUGGGGAACAGAUGAAUAAGUACAGGGCUCGACUGAAGGACAUCAACAGCCUGGAGUUUGCGGAGAACAAAGCCAAAAAUAGGCUAACCCUCAUCAGGAGAUCGAUGAAACCCGUAGUAAUCGCUGUUAGAUUUAUCAGCAUUGCCCGCAGUGCCACCCCGGGUAAAGGCCGCGUGCGGCGGAUCAGCUACCACACGCCCUCGCCGCCGGUGAGCCCGCGCCUGGCCCCGAGCUCAGAGCCCGUGGAGGAGAGCUGGCCAGAGGAGCCGCCGGCGCCCCGAGAGCCCGAGCUGUCCGAGCAGCAGCAAGUGGCCAUGCAGCAGGAGGAGCGGGUCCUCACCGAGCAGAUCGAGAACUUACAGAAAGAAAAGGAGGAGCUGACGUAUGAAAUGCUGGCCCUGGAGCCGAGAGCGUCGGAUGACGAGACGCUGGAGUCUGAGGCGUCGAUCGGAACCGCAGACAGCUCUGAGAACCUGAACGUGGACUCGGAGGGAGCCACGUCGGACUUCUCUGAGAGAGGCCCAGCUCUGGCAGCUGCGGCCAGGCCCAGGAAGACUGAGGCCAAGAGCCGACGCACGCUGAGGCGACAGCCCGACUCCCUGGACUCGGUGGACUCGGCCUCCACCGCCUCCUCCUCGGUCUCGUCCAGCUACCUGCACCCGCCGUCCUCCGCAUCGUCCUCCCGCACGCGGCGCUUCCGCUUCCGCUCCAAGUCGCCCUCCUCGGCGACCCUCGGCCGCUCCAACAACGGCAACGAGAGCGGCGGCAGCAUGGAGGUGGCCGAGCAGGACCCGCACGAGGAGCGCGCUCAGUUCAUCAGCCGCGGCACUUUCAACCCGGAGAAGGGCAGGCAGAAGCUGCACGGCGCCAGAGCCCUUCAGCACUCUGCUGCAGAGGCCAGUGGCCACCACAAGAGGGAGCCAGAUUUGCAGUCGCAGCAGCAGCAACAGCAGCAGCAGCACCUAGUACUGUACGGCAGCAACGAGUUCAUGGUGUGAAGAGACCAUCGCGGGCCAGUCAUCUUCACACACACACACAUACGCGCGGAAAAAACACGGGAGGAGAACACUCCCUGGCUCCAGCUCAUCCCUUUAUCUAUCCUCCACCAAACACACACACGCACCCACACACACACACACACACAUAUAUACACACACCGACUUCCUCCCCAUGCCACUUGCACUCAGCCACCCUUGCUGGGGGACAGGAUAGCAGAUGAGCUCUCCUCUGCCUUUCCAAGUGCCAAUCCUAGCUGAGAUGUGGAGAGGCAGAGACGCACGUGGAAGAGGAAGCUGAGUAGAGGAGGAGGAGGAAGAAGAAGAAGAAGAAGAAGAAGAAGAAGAAGAAGAAGAGGGCAGCAGCUGGGUCACCAGAACUGCCAGGCUGGACGGGAGGACGUGUGCCUCCACCCACCCCCACCUCGCUUGCCUUCAGAGCCGGGGCGGAGUUUUGGAAUUAGGGAGGUGGGGGCAGCAGGGAGAGGGGUGUGGACAGAGCAAAGGGAAUGGUGACUACUGUGGUAGGCGUGAUUCCGACUCCGAUGGUGGACGUUCCACUGGAUGCGAGGAGGGACUGAACGCCUUGCAACGGACCAUGGAGACAAAGCCAUUGAGCAGCGCAGACUCCACAAACUUCAGCAACUACCCCCAACCUUCCCCCAGCUUGGCUGCUUAACGUUUACAGUUUGUACAGACACAACCAGUAAUAAGCGGCGUGCUCUGACAAGACAGAAAAUCUGUUUCUCCCCCCUCCCCACACAUGCCUAUUUAAUACAUUUUAAUAAUGUGGAAUAUAAAUAUAUAUAUAUAAAUCUAUAUAAAUAUAUUAUGUGAUAUACAUAUAUAUAUUAAACCGUGUAUAAAGUCGGAACACCAGCAGUCGCUGGGUUGUUGAGUUUAAGUAUUUAUCAUUAUGCUUGUCCUGCAUAUGGUCAAAGAGAUUUUUGGAUUUAGCUGACUCAGUUAGAGUGAGCAAGUAAGCGUGCACACACACGCCUGUGUGUGUGAGUGUGUGUGCGUGCGUUUGCAGGUGUGUUUGGAAAAAAAAAAGAAACCACUUGAUGUGUUUGAAGUGUGUGCUGCUUCUUUUCCUCCUUUGAGGAACGUGCCGUCAUCAAAGGGACCAAGCUAGCUGGUGUUUGAAAGCUAGAGGAUCCCAGCUAUGUGAAGACUUUCAGAUGUACAUAACACAGAAUACUGUACAAAAAAAAUCACCUCUUUGUAACAGCUGUUCAAAAGCUGGUAUGUAUGAAGUUGAGAUGAUGAUGCCAUUUUCAGUUUACUUUUAGUAACAUUUUUUAUCAAACUUGUUGGCAAUGUCUGUUCUAUUCUGAAAAAGCAACUAAAACACA